Trichoderma virens Gv29-8 is the source of this 354-nucleotide messenger RNA. RefSeq lists its product as uncharacterized. The coding region runs from base 1 to 354 and encodes 117 amino acids. The record is from RefSeq and is a predicted model, not a curated record. NCBI's taxonomy places the organism in Eukaryota, Fungi, Ascomycota, Sordariomycetes, Hypocreales, Hypocreaceae. The transcript has 2 exons.
AUGUCGUCACCACAUGUUCGCACCUCAGGCUUCAGCCUUCAUGUGACCAUAACAAUUGACCCGGCUAACAUUAGCGCCUUUCUUGCUGCUUUUCGACCUGUCUACGACGCUGUUGUUGCGGAACCAGAUUGCACUUACUUUGAGGUUUUCCACUCGCUGGAGGAACCUGGGGUUUUUCGUUUUGUGGAAAAUUGGAGCAAAGAUCCUCAGUGGUUCAAAGAGAACCAACUUACAAAAGCAUACUACAUCCCAUAUGUAGAGGCAACCGAACCAAUGUGGAUCAAACCAAGAUCACUCAAAUUCUUUGAAAGAUUCUCGGAAGAGUGGGUGACAUUGAAGCCCGGAAACUAUUAG